AGAAUUGAGUUUUUGACCGAGCUCGUCCUACUCAUCUGAUCAACGGGUUUUUAGUGUUUUGGAUUGUUUUGGCCGCAUACGUCAUCCGUGAUACGUGCGGGGCGAUCGGAUCCUGGCCGACGGCGGAGAGAAACCUCGCAGUUCGUACUCGGCUUUAGCAAGUCUUCAAAAUUGCCGUUAAACCGUGCCGUCAAAUCUUAUAUUUAUGUCAGACCAUAGAGGAAGAUACAGCGUUUUGCCCAGCGAUAACGACGAUCCCAGGAGCUAAAGAGUGUCAAAUUCAUAAAUGUCUAUACAAAUCAAAUUCCUGAGCCUAGUGGAUGUUCUACUUCGGGUGCCGCCUUUGUUUAUCAUCGAUGAACUUUUCCGCAUGAGACUGGGUCUCCCCCAGGGACAGUUCAUCGAUAACGCUUUGGGAAAGAACGAAAGCUAUCUCAACCAGGAAUACGACCAGUACGAAGCGGCCAGCAGGAUUUUCCAUUACGAUGCACAAUUUUACAAACUCCUGUUGACCUACGCUUUCAAAUUCAUUAUAUCAUGCUUCGGUUGUGUGGCUGCCCUUUGUACUUUCGUAUUAUGGACAAAACACCUCCUUAUAGUGUACAUGUACUUAAUAUCAGGAAGCGUCAUUUUCAUAUCGUACUGGUGCAACCUGAGGAUGAUGAAGUCGGUGAUAGUCGCCGCAGAUAGCACGAGGCCGAGCGUAAUAGAGGAUAUUCUCGAGUUGAACCUCAACCACCUAAUGUCCGAAGAGAGCCCUGGGACUAUGCUUUUAGAAAAUUUCGCAGCACAGUGCAGCCUAGCUUCUAUUUUUUGUUUUGUACAUUUAGGACCCAGAUAUCCAUUACUGCAAAAGCUUUGGGUUGUUACUUUUUUAGCACCUACAUUUCUUGCCACACUUCCUCUUCCCUCAUUCAUCCUGACACUAGUCCCAGUCUUUGCAGCAGUUUUGCCUUUGGCGAUGGUCAACUUUAUUUUGUGGACUAGCAUUUUUAGUGUCAUCGAAACUGUGAGCCGAGGCUACGUUCAUGCUCGAGCAUUUAUUAGCGACUUUGGCCUUUCUGCUUUAAUGGAAGUAGAAUGGAUGCGAUUGAACGUUCCAUGCGUUUUACGGACAUUUUGGAUUCUUAGACUUAUCGAACAGGCCAUUGCUUUGCAAAUUCCAGCUGGCUUUACGAUAUUGGAUUUUAUCAGCAUGGCCAAGUCGCUUCUUACCACGGGAUGCGAAACACUUACAUCAGUUCUAGGAAUGACUUCAGUUGUUUCAUACCUUUCCCAUUACAUAGGAAGAUUUGUUCAAUGGAUACUCUUAACCGAUGAUGAAGACGACAAGAGUAUUGGUACAGUGUCUGCGAUACUAUUUUACAUAUUAGCCCUACAGACUGGCCUGACUAGUCUUGAACCGGAGAAGAGGUUUAUUAGAUUAUGUAGAAACUUCUGCCUUUUGUUUACAGCAAUACUUCACUUUAUACACAAUAUUGUCAACCCGUUACUUAUGUCUUUAAGUGCAUCGCAUAACCCUGCAUUACAUAAGCAUGUGCGAGCUCUUAUGGUUUGCCUGUUUUUAAUGUUGUACCCAGUGGGUUUAGUGUCGUACUUGUGGUACCACCAACCAGUGAGCUCGUGGCUACUAGCCGUUUCUGCAUUUAGCAUCGAAGUAGUUUUUAAGGUAAUCGUGUCCCUCCUAAUUUAUAUGUUGUUCCUUAUCGACGCCCACAGGGCCACUUUCUGGGAGAAGCUCGAUGAUUACGUGUACUACAUACGUGCUUUUGGAAACACGCUUGAAUUCUUUUUUGGCGUGUUUUUAUUUUUCAACGGUGCUUGGAUUUUAAUGUUUGAAUCGGGAGGUGCUAUUCGUGCUGGCAUGAUGGGCAUCCAUGCUUAUUUCAACAUAUGGUGUGAAGCUAAGGCGGGUUGGUCUGUAUUUAUGAAGAGAAGGACUGCUGUAAAUAAAAUCGAUUCAUUGCCGGAAGCCAAUGAAUCCCAACUGGCAAGUUUGGACGAUGUAUGCGCCAUAUGCUAUCAGGAGAUGAGGACUGCCAAAAUUACAAAAUGCAAACACUUUUUCCACGGCGUCUGCUUAAGGAAAUGGUUGUAUGUGCAGGACAGGUGUCCAUUGUGCCAUGAGAUUCUCUAUAAAGUAGAGGCAGACAAAGAAGGCGAUGAAGCGGAAGUGUUGAGGGAUGACGGCCUGGCAGAAAAUGCGCCAGUAAGAUUAAUCGAUGGAAGGUGAACCGGCUUUGUGUUUUGUGAGCUGAAAAAUAAUGUUAUUAAAUAGUGAUGCCUACUGAAAGAAGCCUCAAGAUGUGAUGUUCCCACUGUUAUUAAAUAUUAACGAUAAUAAAUAAACAAUCCAGGAAAGGCAUUAAACAUAAAAUAAUAGACUUCUACCUUAGAAUAAGCUGUUGAAGAAAUCUUGUUCUUGUCGAAAAGCAUAUAGUUCACCAUCUAAAUUAUUAUCUGAUUUAAUUAAUACAAUACUUUCAAAUUAGAGGUAACUUUUAUCAUGUUUAACUAUACUCAUGUUUUAUUGGGAAGCUUUAAAAAAUGUUUCCAGUCUUUUUCUCAAUAAGUGAAAAUAAAAGUAAUAAUUUCCCAGUAACAGAUUAUUCAAACAGUAAAUUGAUUCACUGGAUGCAGUGAAUUUAGCAGGUUUGCAGCAAAUUUAUUCGUUUCCUGUAAAUGUGUUUUGACUUAUAUCUAAAUCGUAUGUAAUAAUAAAAUUACUUAUUUGAAAAAAUACAUAGAGGGAAGCGAGGUAAAUAUUUUUAAAAAUUGACUUAAAUUCUGUAUAAAUGGAAAUGUCUAAAUUCAAACCUUAUUUGAUCUUAACAUCUUUAUAUGCUUUAUUAUGCCGUGUACGUUGCUAAAGUGAAUGAUAUAGAAUAGCAGAUAAUGCAAAGACAAAAUUGACAAAAAGAAAAGGCUUAACCUAUAUAAAUUAAAUAAAUAUACCAGUACAUCUCCUUUUUGAUUGCUGUGGGAGAGAUUGUUAUCAUUGUUGUUAUUUAGUAUAUUAAUUUAAAAAAUAAUUCUUUUUUUAAAUUUUUUUUUUUGGGGGGGGGACAAUAGUGGAGGUUUUGUGUAAAAAAAUUAUUUCAAAAAAUGGUAUUUGGGUUGGCUCAUAUUUUUCAUUUUUUAUUAAUCAGUAAAAGCUUUGCAUGUGCCUAAAAUAAUUUGCAUUAAAAAGUUUUUUUGUGAUUCUGGAAGGAAGGUAAAUUAAAAUCAAGCAAGUCAGCUAGUUUAAGUUUUAUACAAUACUUUAAGAGAAAUAAUUUACAUUGUAGUAUUUUGACUUAAUUAAAUGUAGAAUGAAAACAAAAUUACCAUUCUGGUUAAAUUUUAUUUCUGUCUCUAAAGAAACAACUUUAUGUAAAUUAUAAUAUGUAAUAUGAAAACUAUUGUGAUAAACCAAACCCAAAAUACGCUAUGUAUAUACCCUCAAUUGAAAGUGAAUAUUUUAUUAUAAAUUGACGUUUUUUUA
Cimex lectularius (bed bug) is the source of this 3484-nucleotide messenger RNA. RefSeq names its product protein TRC8 homolog (gene Trc8). The transcript is spliced from 8 exons. Gene Ontology annotation, molecular function: ubiquitin protein ligase activity. Gene Ontology annotation, biological process: ERAD pathway. Bases 287 to 2233 code for a protein of 648 amino acids. The record is from RefSeq and is a predicted model, not a curated record. Gene Ontology annotation, cellular component: endomembrane system; endoplasmic reticulum. Lineage: Eukaryota; Metazoa; Arthropoda; Insecta; Hemiptera; Cimicidae.